AAUCAGAGAAGAUGAAGAAAUUCCCCUUGUUUGUCAUUCAAAUCAGUGGCAUUUUCUGUCUGAUUUAGGGCACACCACAGUAAAUGAAGAAAUGGGUAUCAGAUACUUCCAGGCCAGCAGGAAUCCUAAACAAGGUUGUGGAUGCUGUUGCCCGUGAGAUUGAUAUGGAAUGGGGAGUGGAAGAUGACUUGCAAAAGCUUCAAAACACCGUAGAAAUGGUUCUUGCCAAAAUUGUUGAUGCUGAGCAGAAGCAUGGGAAGAACAAUGAGUUAAGAUGUUGGUUGAAAAGCCUUAAAGACAUUGCUUAUGAAGCGGAUGACAUAAUGGAUAGCUUCUCUUACGAAGCCAUGCGGCGUCAGCAUGAAAAGCGCAGCGUGAAGAAUAAGGUACUCGGUUUUGUUUCGUCUUCCAAUCCACUCGCAUUCCGUUUGAGUAUGGCUAAAAAACUCAAAGACAUUAACAAAAGGUUAGAGGUAGUUUCCAAUGAUAUGGGUAACUUUCAAUUGCAAAGUACACCAAGUAAUACUAUUAUCGCGCAUGAUGAUAGUAGCGAGCAACUGAGUCUACAAACAAGGUCGUCGGUGGAUGAGUCAGAAACUCUUGAAAGCAAAGAUGAUAAAUGUUGGUCGAUCAUUUCGAAGAAAGCUUUUUCUCAAGGGAGGGCACUGAAGACUUCUAAGAUGACUAAAAAAGGAAAAGAGAUUUCAAAAAUAUAUGGUGGCUUACCGCUUGCAGAAAGUGAUUGGUUAUCUAUUCAACAAAAUAAUAAUUGGGAUUCCCCGGGAAGUCAGAACAAAGUAAUACCGAUACCAAGAUCAAGCUAUGAUAUUUUGUCAUCUCAAUUGAAACAGUGUUUUUCAUAUUGCUCCCUAUUUCCCAAGGACUGGGAGAUCAAUAGAGAAACUCUUAUUCAGUUAUGGAUGGCUGAAGGAUUCCUUGAUUCGUCUCUACAAAACAAUAGAUCGAUGGAAGAUACCGGCAAAGAAUGUUUUGAGAGAUUGUUGGGGAGCUCAUUUCUCGAGGGUAUAAAGAAAAACGUAUUAGGUGAUGUGACAACCUGGAAAAUGCAUGACCUUGUACACGAUCUUGCUCAAGCGGUUGUUGGGGAUGGUGAAUGUGUAUCUCUCAAGGUAAGCGAGUUGAAUAAUGUUUCUGAAGUUCGUCGUUUAGAGUUAACUAUGGAUUCAGCAAUAUUUCCUGAAACAACUAGUAAUAUAAAGAAGUUGCGGACACUCAUUGUCCUUAAACCAAUAUAUACCUUGAACCUUAAUAGAUUCUCUAGACACAUGCGUGUUUUACAUUUGGGUCGUCCUGGGUUAAACUGUUCAGAUAUUUUAUUCUCAACUUCUAAGCUAAGGCAUUUAAGAUACUUGAACCUUUCGUCUAUAAAUUUUAGUGUGGGGAAGAAACUUGCAGAGUCCAUCACUAGAUUUUAUAAUUUGCAGACAUUGGUACUAAGGGGGUGUCUCCAUGUUCAAGAUGUUCUUAGAAACAUAGAAUCAUUAAAUAAUCUAAGACACCUUGAUAUCUCAUUUACGGACAUUGAAGAACUACCUGAUUCUGUCACUAGCCUCUGUACUUUGCAAAGAUUGGAUCUCAAUCACUGCAGAAGCUUAACCUCCUUUCCCAAGUCAGCUACUGGUUUGAAAUAUCUUAGAUUUCUUGAUAUGUCUUUUACACCUAUUGAAGAACUGCCUGCUUUUAUUAGUAGCCUCCACAAUCUGCAGACAUUAGACCUCACCAACUGCAGCAGAUUAGGAUCCGUACCAGAUUAUGUGACAAGUCUUGAGUAUUUGAGCAUAUUUAAUUUCGAAGAUUGCACACUCGUAAAAACACUACCCAAAAAUUUUGGAGAUUUAACACAGCUAAGGUCUCUUAACCUGGGUGGUACUGGUGUCAAAGUAUUACCGGAUUCUUGUGUUUCCCUCAAAAAUCUUGAGUUUCUUAAUCUUUUCAUGUGUGAGCUUCCCCAAGAGGUAAAGUAUUGGAAAAAACUGAGAGAGUUUUAUUACCGUAUCGGAACUCCAGUGGGUGUAGGUGAACUAGUUUGUCUGCAAACAUUGAUUUACAGGGUAGGAGAAAAUGUAUUAGGAAAGUCUGAAAGUAAUAAUGGUAUUGAAGAGAUAGGAAACCUGAACUUCCUUGAGAAGCUGCAUAUUAUGGAUCUUCAGAACGUGAAAGACACAUUACAUGCUGCGAGAGCGAAUUUACAAAGGAAGCAGAACCUUCAGUUUUUGGGACUGUGUUAUGCUGAAAAAUUGCUGGAGGAGAAGUGUUAUAGUGACAGUAAUACGGUGCUAGAAGCUCUCCAACCUCCAACUAAUUUGAGAAUUUUGAAGAUCGUGAACUUUAUGGGGUGGGACUUUCCCACGUGGAUGUGUGUUCCUUCACUUCCAAAUCUGGAACAGUUGGAAUUGGAAAACUGCAAAGAAAUUAGACAACUUCCAGCAGCGAUCGAGCAGUUUCCAGGUCUAAGAUUCUUGAACUUAAAACGAAUGUCUUUGAAGAGUUUGGAUAUCGGAUUACCUGCCGUACAUGAAAUCAGUCUUACGGAUAUGUUCUACCUAGAAGAGAUUUGCUGUUUCUGUCCUUUUCUUCAGACUCUCCAGAUCGUUGACUGCAAAAUCUUGGUCGACAUCGCUUCGUUUCCAUCUCUACAGCAUUUGUACUUAGAGAAGAUCGAUCACAAGUUAGUAAGCUCGAUUGGUCGCAGCUUCACCUCUCUUACCAAGCUUCUUUUAAAACAUGUAGAGGAGCUUGAUUACUUCCCAGUAAACAUACUUCAAAACAACCGCAAUCUUCAAAUUUUAAGUAUCGAUGGGUGUAAAAAGUUUGAAGGAUUUCUGGUAGAAGAUGGUGAGGACGAGAUUACACUAUUUGGCUCUCUUCAGAGAUUGGUCUUGAUGGAUUGUCCAGUUCUAAAGUUUGUACCAGAUUUACGUAAGUGGAAUUCUCUUUGGAAAUUAACCAUCUUCCGCUGCCCUCGAUUGUUGGCGUCUUUAACCUAUGAUCUUAAAUCCCUCUCUUAUCUCAAAGAAUUGUAUGUGGAUCUUAUGCAACGAAAUGAGCAACAUGAAGAUGUAUAUUAUGCAGAUGACUUGAUCAAUUUGUUGCAGUAGCAGCUGAAGAAUUUUCUGUAUUUAUGAAACCUCGGGAAGCCGAAGCCAUGGUUUGGUUCGAUCACCGGGUUAUACUACCUCAAGGAUGAGAUGCUGAAGCACAGAUAUAACGUUGAAGAAAAGCUCCCCCCCAAAAAAACACCCUAACACCACCAACCUCCGCCGCAACUCUGCAGGGGUACCACAACCACUUUCACAAUUUCACUGAAGAAAAAACCACCUUCGUAGUUUUAUUGUGCAUUAUGUGUUUUCUUUUUUUCUAAAGAAACAUAAAUUUAUUGUUCAUUCUAGUAUUGCACCGAGCCCUAUGUAUCUCUGCCACAGAUAUUAUGGGUUUAUCUUGCAAUCUGAGCUGCGAUGUUAUUUCUGAAUAUGUAUCCUCAGGUUUAUCACAUGUAUUUUUGAAAAUAUG
Messenger RNA from Papaver somniferum (opium poppy), 3531 nucleotides. Its product is annotated as disease resistance protein RGA2-like. The record is from RefSeq and is a predicted model, not a curated record. Gene Ontology annotation, molecular function: protein binding. The coding region runs from base 84 to 3119 and encodes 1011 amino acids. Lineage: Eukaryota; Viridiplantae; Streptophyta; Magnoliopsida; Ranunculales; Papaveraceae. The transcript is spliced from 3 exons.